UGUCUCCGCCAGAUCGUCCACUUCACACCAAAAAGGGGGGCUAAAACAACAAUGUUAAGCAUCUCAAGGCCAAGCGGGUGUAAAUGAAGAUAAAAAGCCAGGUUCCCAGGCCCCCACCCAAGGAUAUCUACCACAGCAUCCCCGUCUAGUCUCGCCAUACCUCCAACGACACUCGCCGCAUCGACACCGCUGUGCCCAUCACACACUACACGUCCAAACGUCCAAAAAAAUGGCCCUCAGCUUUGUCGCCAUGACAGUCCUGCUGGGCUCUUCCAUGGUGGUGGCGCUCGUAAUUCAGACGCCGAAGGAGGACCUCCAAGGGGAUCCCGCCAUCGCUCCCCUCUCUGCACACCAAAGGUGCCAGAGGGCUGCUCUGCCAUCCAUCAGGAGGAACCUGCUCAAGGCCCUGAACCUGAGGGCGGAGCCCCAGCUGCCCAUUGGUCAGCUGGAGGCUAUCAGAGCGCAGUGGAAAAAUACCUUCAGCGCUAUUGGCCACAGCUCCAAGGACACCACAGGUUCAGCUCCGUCUGACCCCUUGCCUGCAGUGGCACCUGGAGUCGGCAACGGCACAGACCUCAAGUGUUGCCAGGUGGCAUCUCUAAUCUCCCUGGAAGAUCUGGCCUGGGACAACUGGGUGAUCUACCCUGAGAGCUUCACGGUGGUGCAGUGCACACCCUGCAACUCCAACAACGUGCACUGCCCAGGCCAUCCACCAGUAGCCGUUCACGACGUCCCCUCGCAGCUCCAGUGCUGCGAGCCAAUCUCCAAGGAGACGGUGCCCAUUGUGUACAUGGACGAGCUCAACUCCCUGGUGAUCUCUUCUGCGGUGCUGACCCGCCACUGUGGCUGUGGGGCCGAAGUCCACAUAGUGCCAACUGAAGAGUAAACCCCCCAAACAAAUCUGCCAAAAAUGGGGGGCAGUUUUGUGAAAGCUGCCCCCCAUGUUUUCCCCUCAUUUGGAUAGUUAGAAUAGGUUGGAGGAACAAACAUUGACCACAUGAAUUUGUCAAUCAUUGAGAGACGAAAUGUAGGUGGCUUUUUUUGUCCAUUUUGAUUAAAAAAGAGCUAAAUACUUAAAUGGGUUAAGCUUUCGUUUAAAUUGUUAGAUAACCUAUUGCAGGGCAACUAAUAGAGAACCUGCCGCAGUGGCCAAACAGAACAUCCAGUAAUACAGAUUAGCCAAAACAUUAGCUAGUAAUGUUGGAUAAUUGUGAGGAAUAUGUUUGGUUUAACUGUUAAUACUGUGUGUACACAGAACUAUUAAAAGCCAAGUCUUAUUUCACAACACUAUCGGAUUAGUUACCAGGGAAUAAACCCUGCAAACCCUCUGAGGUCUAAUGUUCCCUCCAAAAAUGUGAACACAGUGCAGCACGCCAAAGUCCAUAACCUUUCACAAAGAACGAGCUUUUGAAACGUAAUCAAAGUCAGCUUUGUAUAUGUCCAGCAAUAAUGCAUGAUGCACUGACCGUUAAACCAAAAUAAUGCAAAGGCUGUACUUUAUAUAUAUUUUUUCUUCAUAAAUAAUACAGCUCUUCCAUGUUUCCUGCUCCCUUGUGCUUGAGUUAGCUUCAUCUGCGCUCUCAUUCCCAUGGCAAUGUUCCAGGGACGUGGUGCUCUGCAAAGGCAGAACACAUUAGCUAUUCAGCUGCAUAAAGCGUUGCCUUUUUUUUAAAAUACAGAUAAUUAUAUAUCUGGGAUAGAUAAUACAAUUUCUGAAAAUAAUUGAAUCGUGUUUUUGCUGUGUACGCGUUCUUUUAGCAGAAAAUAUGGAACAUGCAAUUGUCAACAGCAAGUUAGAACACAUGAA
This is a messenger RNA of Gadus macrocephalus (Pacific cod), 1807 nucleotides long. It is a transcript of the gene gsdf, whose product is annotated as gonadal somatic cell derived factor. Bases 230 to 886 code for a protein of 218 amino acids. Gene Ontology annotation, molecular function: growth factor activity. NCBI's taxonomy places the organism in Eukaryota, Metazoa, Chordata, Actinopteri, Gadiformes, Gadidae. The transcript has 5 exons. The record is from RefSeq and is a predicted model, not a curated record.